UAAUUUUUAUAGAAGAGAGAUGGCUGAGAUGGGAGUUGGAAUUGAAGAUGUGGUUGAGCUUGAGCAGCAGCAGCCCUAUAGAACUGGCUAUCAUUUUCAACCCCCAAACAAUUGGAUGAACGAUCCUAAUGGACCAAUGUACUACAAGGGAGUAUACCACUUGUUCUAUCAAUACAAUCCACGAGGUCCAAUUUGGGGUAAUAUAGCAUGGGCACAUUCAAUAUCAUACAAUCUCAUCGACUGGGAUCAUGUUGAUAUAGCCUUGAGCCCUACUGAUCCAGAGCUCGACAUCAAUGGCUGCUUCUCUGGUUCCACCACACUCCUUCAAGAUGACAAGUUAGCCAUUUUAUACACUGGAAAAAACUGUAGAAACCACCAAGUCCAAAACCUAGCCACACCUGUAAAUCUCUCGGACCCUUUUCUCAGGGAAUGGACUAAAUCUUCCCUCAACCACAUGACCCCAAACGACAUUGACCCAACAAAGUUUAGAGACCCAACAACCGCUUGGUUGGGCCCUGACAACAUGUGGCGAACCGCAAUCGGAGCCAAGAUGGUUACUGGAAAAUGGGUUCCUCUUCUGUACACGAGUAGUGACUUCAAGCACUGGACUCGCUCGACCAAGACUCCAUUUGGGUUGUUAUUAGAGAAUAAUGAGUUAGUUUUGGAGUGUGUUGAUUUUUUUCCUGUGGGAAUCAACAGCUCAGAUGGUGACAAUCGUUACUCAAAUAAAGAUCAAUAUAAGAAUAAGUUUGCUCUGAAAGUGAGCUUCCAACACAACGAACGUGAAUGUUAUGUACUUGGACAAUAUUCUCCUGAGAAAGAAGAGUUCAAAGCUGAGAGUAGUGACUUUAAUUUCAGAAUAGAUUAUGGGAAAUUUUAUGCUUCGAAAUCGUUCUAUGACCCUGAAAAGAAGAGGAGAGUAAUAUGGGGUUGGAUCAUGGAGUCUGAGAGUAGAGCUGAUGAUAUCAAAAAAGGCUGGUCUGGGCUCAUGUCAUUUCCUAGAACUAUUGUUCUUAGUAAAUCUGGGAAGCAAUUAGUACAAUGGCCAAUAAAAGAGAUUGAAAAACUAAGAGGUGAAGAAGUUAGUGUCCACAACAAGGAACUUUAUUUCGGCUCAAUCUUUGAAAUUUCCGGUAUCACACCUUCACAGGCGGAUGUGGAAGUGUCAUUUCAAAUUGAUGUAGAUGAACUAAGGGAGGCUGAGCCAAUGGAUCCAAGUUGGGUGGAUCCUCAAGUGCUUUGUGAUGAGAAAAAUGCAAGUGUAAAAGGCAUAUUUGGGCCCUUUGGUUUGAAGGUUUUGGCUUCUGAAGACUUAUCAGAACAAACUUCAAUCUUCUUUCGCAUAUUCAAAAUCAAUGACAAUGAGUAUAAAGUUGUAAUAGGAAGUGACCAAAGCAGGUCUUCAUUAAGAGAUGGGCUUAACAAAACCACAUAUGGUGCCUUCUUAGAUUUGGAUCCUCGUCUAGAGAAAAUAACAUUAAGAACCUUGAUUGAUCAUUCAAUUGUUGAGAGUUUUGGAGGAGAAGGGAGAAGUUGUAUUACUGCAAGAGUUUAUCCAAAAUUGGCAAUUAAUAAAGCAGCCCAUUUAUAUGCAUUCAACUAUGGAACAAAGAGUGUUAAAAUCUUUAACCUCAAGGCAUGGAGUGUGAAUAAUGCUCAAUUUGUGACAAGGAGAGAAGAAAGAAACCACUAA
Molecule: messenger RNA, 1693 nt
Organism: Humulus lupulus (European hop)
Lineage: Eukaryota; Viridiplantae; Streptophyta; Magnoliopsida; Rosales; Cannabaceae
Product: beta-fructofuranosidase, insoluble isoenzyme CWINV1-like
Exons: 7
Coding region: 20-1693 (557 amino acids)
Biological process (GO): carbohydrate metabolic process
Molecular function (GO): hydrolase activity, hydrolyzing O-glycosyl compounds
Source: RefSeq, a predicted model, not a curated record